Molecule: messenger RNA, 417 nt
Organism: Pistacia vera
Lineage: Eukaryota; Viridiplantae; Streptophyta; Magnoliopsida; Sapindales; Anacardiaceae
Exons: 4
Coding region: 1-417 (138 amino acids)
Source: RefSeq, a predicted model, not a curated record
AUGUUUGAUAAUUUUCUUAAAGAUAUUGAUGAAUCAAGAGAUGAUUGGAUAGUCACUGUCAAAGUAUCUAGAUUGUCAGAGUGUAGGAAUUUCAGAAUGGGUGACGAACUUAUGAGUCUUGACAUGAUUUUGAUUGAUCAACAGGUUUGUUUAAAUUUGUGGUUUUCAUUGGUUUUUAAGAAUCAAGUUAUGCAUGCCUCGAUACCAAAGAAUUGGAUUGCAAAGUUUAAAAAUCAGCUUCAUGAAGGGUCAAUAUAUUUGAUCAGACAUAUAAAAGUCAUAUCAUUUGCUCCCUCUUACAGACCCAUUGAAGAAUAUAACAAACGAUACAAGGUUAUUAUCAGGUACAAGGUAGAUAUGAGAGUGUCAGAUGGAACUACCGAAGCAACUUUUAUAUUGUUUGAUAUAGUAACCUAG